Messenger RNA from Symbiodinium natans, 684 nucleotides. The record is from the annotation of a GenBank genome assembly. NCBI's taxonomy places the organism in Eukaryota, Dinophyceae, Suessiales, Symbiodiniaceae.
AUGCCUUCUGAGGAUGAGCUCUCCAGGACGCUGAGCAGGCUCUUGCGCUACGAAGCGACGAAGUACAGACUGAACCAAGACGUUGCUGGCUGGGUUGAGAUGGAGGAGCUUAGAUGCAAGUGCCAAAUUCCAGGAUCCGUCGAGGACAUUCUCCGGGUCGCCAGCACAAGCAUGGGGAGGCAGGGCAGACGUUUUGAGGUGGACAGGCCAAAGGGUGGCCCCAUUCGCCUGCGAGCCACGUACGCGCACGGGAGGCCCACAGCUGCGGCAGCAAGCCAAGAGGCCCACGUGAGGGACGCGAAAUGGGGAGCAUGGCCAGAAAGCCACCACGCCUCGAAGCUGAAGGUUUCCAGAGAAUCCCAGAAGGAUGGACGGAUUGGUUCAGCAGACCCAAACUGGGAUCCAUGGAAAGAAGCAGCGUCGGCACACACCAGCCAAGGCCAGCGCCGGGGGGCGCAACGGACGCAGAAGACCAGAGAAGAAGCGCAGUGCCAGGAAGUUUCCCAAGAGACGUGGCAGAAGUUUGCGCAUCCCGACUCGGGGCGGCUCUGGCUCUUCUGUCCCGAGACAGGAGAAUUCUUUUUCGAGGACACUGCGGAGGAGCAUGGCUGGACGAUGUACAACUCUGAAAAAGGCCCCUGGUGGUUUCACACCUGCGGCCGCUUUUUCUUUGACCCUCCUUGA